Messenger RNA from Histoplasma capsulatum G186AR, 2406 nucleotides. RefSeq names its product tyrosinase. Gene Ontology annotation, molecular function: oxidoreductase activity. Bases 1 to 2406 code for a protein of 801 amino acids. Lineage: Eukaryota; Fungi; Ascomycota; Eurotiomycetes; Onygenales; Ajellomycetaceae. The record is from RefSeq and is a predicted model, not a curated record. The transcript has 8 exons.
AUGGCUUAUAAGUACUAUCCCAUCCAAGGCGUUCAGGAAGGCUUAGGUCCGGGCAGCCAGGUGCCCAUUAGAAGAGAUUUUAACGAAUGGAGUGAGAGUCAAGAACGCAGAGAUCAAAUACAGGUUGUUCUAUUUAUCCUCGCCCUCAGGGAGUUCCAAGCUACUCCCCCAGACUCGAGAGAUUCAUAUUUCCAAAUUGCAGGUAUUCAUGGCAUGCCAUACAAAUCCUGGGAUGAACACGGCCUUACUGUUCAGGAGACUCACAGAAAGGGUUAUUGCGUGCAUGCGAAUAGCCUAUUUCCUAUAUGGCAUCGGCCGUAUCUGUCACUCUACGAGCAACGUAUAUACGAAAUAAUGGUCGAUGUUAUCAUCCCAGGCUUGAGACUUCGUGAGAGAGCAGAGGAUGAAUGGCAAGAAGCCGCCUUUCACUGGAGGCUCCCAUUCUGGGACUGGGCGAAAAAUCCACAGAUACCGAAACUUAUGUGUUUUAAAAGGAUUCAGCUCAGGUUUCCCGCAAUGACCGUAGAUAAUCCGUUCUACAAAUUCAAAAUGCCAAAGGGAGAGAAAAUGAGGGUCUACGGCGUAGGAACUCUCAAAUCCCCCGACUUUGAGGAUACGCUAGAGUACGGGGAGUGUUGCGCAACCAGCCGCUGUCCGACGCCAUCAGAACGUGUGAGUACCAGUAAUGCAUGGAGAGAUGGCGUUGUCAACAAUGAAACAGCAAACAAAUUCAUCUUCGAUCGUAAAUCAAUCACAGAUUUCGAUUACGGCAAGACUACGGAGAUGGUGUACAGACUUCUCACCUACCAGCUAGAUUUCGUGAGCUUCGCAACCACAGCGAGAGAUGCUACCAUGGAUUCUUCAAGCGCAUCAAAAGUCAUCAACGACAUGAAUAUAGAAUUCAUCCACAACAACAUUCACUACUGGGUUGGCGGAGACGGAGGCCAUAUGUCUCAGAUACCGGUUGCGACUUUCGAUCCCAUAUUUUGGUUCCAUCAUUGUUUUCUCGAUCGCCUGUUCGCAAUCUGGCAAACUCUGAAUCCAGAAAAGUGGUUUACGGCAGACAAAACGAGACCAUUUGAUCAAAAGAUAAUAGGAAUGGGCAAUAUCGUCACCUCCAAGGCACCACUCAGGCCCUUUCACAUGGAUGAACAAGGGACUGUCUGGACACCAGAUGGUGUUCGUGAUUGGUUCAAGUUAGGAUAUACAUACCCAGAACUACAGCGCUGGGAAUAUGGCGGUGACUACAAAGAUGAACUGUUUCGAGACAUGAACGAUAUGUAUGGUGUUCUAAGGAAAGAAGCCAUAGAAAUAGCUAAACCUGACAGCGAACUACCAGGUGUGGUAGAUGUUGAGGAUAACGGCGUGUCAUUGAAUGACUACGCUGUGAGCAUCAGAUACUCAAAGUUUGCGAUGGGCGGCAAUCCGUUCAAUCUCGAGGUUUAUCUGCGGCCAGAAAAUGAGACAGAAAAUACAUUUCGGCAAGAAGAUUUUGUCACCAGUGUUUACAACUUCAGUCAGCCAGCGGAGCAAAAUGGCGACACAGUUUGCUCCAACUGCAGCGAUCUGGAGGAGCAAGACGUACAGGUCAUCGCUUAUAUUCCUAUCACGCCAUACCUGAUCAAAAAAAUUGAACAGCAACUGUUGCAGAAUCUUGAACCGGCCAAUAUUGAACGCUUUCUCUCAGGGAUGUAUUAUAGGAUCACUAUGGCUGGGAAUACUGUUCCUGAAGAGAGAUGGAAGCCGACUAUGAACCUCAAAAUUUCCGUUUCACGGACUAGAAUGAGGUACUCCAAUGAUCCCAGUGUUAUAACGAGAUUUGAUGAUCCCGAGACGAUUCCGUCGCUUGGAAUUGAUACAGAGAUCGCCAGUGUUCCAGCCACUAUAUCUGGUGGGAUUACAAACCACGUUUCUUUCGACAAUAUUACUCAGCUUGAGGAAGCCGUUCCCGUCGGCGGAUCCCUCGUUAUAUCGUCAUCACACCUGAACCCUGAUAUUCCAAGCAGAGAAAACCUCACGGGAAUUUCACUUGCGAACGUGGACCCUAGAUCCAGCAAUGCCAAUAACCAUGAAUCGUAUGAUAUUCCAGUCUGCAUAAUAAUCAACAGCCGACGUAACCUUCUUUCGUACACCAGCAAGCACGCUGGCCGCGGUUUUAGCGCACUUACGGAUCUUCAGCUCCCACAGUCGCAAUGGUUCCAAAAAGACAACCCGUGCAUCAGGGUGGAUGUUGGGGCUGAUGAUUUUGUAGUUUAUGUUGAUGGAAGGAAAAUUCAGACUGUGGAACGAACUAUCAAAAGCGGUAACAUCACUCAUGUCAGAUACUGGACUUCGAACAACAAAGCCCCGGCGUUAGCAAAUGACAUUACAGUGACGACAUACAAGCAAGCCAGCAUGAUCCAGUGA